Messenger RNA from Raphanus sativus (radish), 4046 nucleotides. RefSeq names its product squamosa promoter-binding-like protein 14. NCBI's taxonomy places the organism in Eukaryota, Viridiplantae, Streptophyta, Magnoliopsida, Brassicales, Brassicaceae. The transcript has 10 exons. Gene Ontology annotation, cellular component: nucleus. The record is from RefSeq and is a predicted model, not a curated record. Gene Ontology annotation, molecular function: DNA binding; protein binding. The coding region runs from base 568 to 3606 and encodes 1012 amino acids.
CUUUCACAUAUGGGCGGCUCGAAUAAUAUUAACACAAAAGCCCUCCUCACUGUUCGUAUUUACAGUACUGCCACCACCAUUACAAAAAAAAAGAGUUAAAUCGUACUUUUGAAAGACAUGAGAGCACAGAAAGGAGAAGAACAAGGACGAAGACGAAGACGACGACGACGAACAAGGAUAAAUCUGAGAUUUUGCUCGAGUAAGUCCACUCAAGAGAGAGAGAGAGAGAAGCUCGUGAGUAGAGAAAAAAAAAUCUUAUCUUUUCUCUUUUGUUUCCUGGAUCGGAUCGGGAAAGCUAAAGAUUCCUUUUUUGAAGCUCUGCUCUGUGAUGUUCUUCUCUCGAGCUGAGGUUUGAUGCCGCUUGAAGAAGCUGCGAUUAGAUUCCCCUGUUUACUUGAAUUGGAGCUAAAGCGUAGAGAUAUGUUUAGAUACGUUGCUGAUUCGUGCUUCCCGUAGAUUGAUUCUCUUGGUGAAAAAAAAGUCUGAAUCUUUAUUUGGAACAACAAAAAAAAAGAAAGGAUUUUUGAGAUCGAUUUUGGAGGUUUAGAGAGAGAGAGAGAGAGAGAGAUGGAAGAAGUAGGAGGUCAGGUAGCUUCUCCGAUAUUCAUACACCAAUCGCUUUCUCCGAUGGGGAGAAAACGCAACCUCUAUCACCACCAGAUCCCCCCCAACCGUCUCCUUCCUCCAUCUCAGCCUCAGCAUCAGCAGUGGAGCUCUAACAUGUGGGAUUGGGAUAGCCGCAGAUUCGAAGCUAAACCCGUGGAAGAAUCUCAGGUAGGAGAAGAAGAGAGGAGAGGGCUUGAUUUGAAUCUCGGAAGCUGUCUAAACAACGCCAGCAACGCCUUGGAGGAGGAAGCAGCAGCUAGACCGAGCAAGAAGGGUCGGUCUGGAUCUCCGGGGAACUAUCCGGUUUGCCAGGUGGACAAUUGUAGUCAAGAUUUGUCUCAUGGUAAGGAUUACCAUCGAAGGCAUAAAGUUUGCGAAGUUCAUAGCAAAGCUACUAAAGCUCUCGUUGGCAAACAGAUGCAGAGGUUCUGCCAACAGUGCAGCAGGUUUCAUCUUCUUUCUGAGUUUGAUGAGGGGAAAAGAAGUUGUAGGCGUCGGUUGGCUGGCCACAACCGUCGUAGGAGGAAAACUACUCACCCGGAGGAGGUCGCUUCUGGUGUUGUGGUUCCAGGGAACCGUGAUAAUAAUACAUCUAAUGCCAAUAUGGAUCUUAUGGCUUUGUUGACCGCCUUAGCUUGUGCACAAGGUAAGAAUGAGGUAAGGCCGAUGGGGUCUCCAGCUGUGCCUCAACGAGAGCAGCUUCUUCAGAUACUUAACAAGAUAAAUGCAUUGCCUUUGCCCAUGGAUCUCGUCUCUAAGCUCAACAAUAUUGGAAGUUUAGCCAGGAAAAAUACUGAUCACCAAGUGGUGAACCCUCAAAACGAUGUGAACGGGGCUUCUCCUUCCACCAUGGAUCUGCUUGCUGUUCUUUCCGAAACGUUAGGCUCAUCUUCACCUGAUGCGCUAGCCAUAUUGUCUCAAGGUGGGUUUGGUACAAAAGACAAUGACAAGGCUAAGUUAUCUUCUUAUGACCAUGUUGCUACAACGAACUUGGAGAAGAGAACAGUUGGUGGGGAGAGAAGCAGUAGCAGUAACCAAUCUCCUUCUCAGGAUUCAGAUUCACAUGCUCAAGACACUAGGUCUAGCUUGUCCUUACAACUAUUCACCUCCUCACCCGAGGAUGAGAGUCGACCGAGAAAGUAUUAUUCGUCUGCCAGUAGCAACCCUGUGGAGGAUAGAUCUCCAUCUUCAUCUCCUGUCAUGCAAGAGUUAUUCCCAUUGCAGAGGUCCCCUGAAACCAUGAGGUCUAAGAAUCAUAAUAACACAAGCCCCGUGAGGACUGGGGGUUGCUUGCCUCUUGACCUCUUCGGUGCAUCAAAUAGAGGAGCUGCGAAUCCUAACUUUAAAGGAUUCGGGCAACAGUGUGGUUAUGCGUCUUCUGGUUCUGACUACUCUCCUCCUAGCUUAAACUCUGAUGCUCAGGACCGCACUGGAAAGAUAGUCUUCAAACUACUUGACAAAGAUCCAAGUCAGCUCCCUGGAACGUUACGAACUGAGAUCUAUAACUGGCUGUCGAACAUUCCAUCAGAAAUGGAAAGUUAUAUCAGGCCUGGCUGUGUUGUUCUAUCUGUCUAUGUAGCCAUGUCACCUGCGUCGUGGGAACAACUCGAGCAAAACUUGCUGCAACGGGUUGCUGUUAUGUUACAAGAUUCUCAUUCAGGUUUUUGGAGGAACUCGAGGUUUAUAGUUAACACAGGCAGACAGCUCGCUUCACACAAAAAUGGUAGAAUUCGCUGUAGCAAAUCAUGGAGAACUUGGAAUUCACCAGAGCUCAUCUCAGUGUCACCUGUAGCUGUGGUAGCUGGUGAAAAAACAAGUUUGGUAGUAAAAGGUAGAAGCUUGACUAAUGAUGGGAUCAGUAUACGUUGCACACAUAUGGGUAGCUACGUGUCAAUGGAGGCAACAGGGGCAGCGUCUAAACGAGCCAUAUUUGACGAGUUGAAUGUAAAAUGUUUCAGAGUCAACAACGCACAACCUGGUUUUCUUGGACGCUGUUUCAUUGAGGUGGAGAAUGGGUUUAGGGGUGACAGUUUCCCAUUGAUAAUUGCCAAUUCAUCCAUCUGCAAAGAGUUAAAUCGCCUUGAAGAGGAGUUUCACCCGACAGAGAAACAAGCGCAGACCUCAGAUCACCGUCCCACAUCAAGAGAAGAGACUUUAUGUUUCUUGAACGAGCUUGGUUGGCUUUUCCAGAAGAACCAAACCACCGAGCAGCCUCGGGAACAAUCCGAGUUUUCCCUUUCCCGCUUCAAGUUUUUGCUCGUCUGUUCAGUUGAAAGAGACUUUUGCUCUGUCAUCAGAACCCUUCUCGACAUGUUGGUAGAGAGAAAUGUAGUGAAUGAUGAGCCGAACAGAGAAGCGUUGGAUAUGCUCGCGGAGAUUCAGUUGCUGAAUCGUGCUGUUAAGAGGAAAAACAAAAAGAUGGUGGAACUACUCAUUCAUUACUCUGUUAAUCUCGGUUCCUCUAAAAAGCUGGUCUUCUUACCCAAUAUAACCGGACCUGGCGGUAUCACACCUUUACAUUUAGCUGCUUGUACAUCUGAUUCAGAUGAUAUGGUUGAUCUUCUCACCAAUGAUCCACAAGAGAUCGGAUUAUCGAGCUGGAACUCUCUGUGCGAUGCAACAGGGCAAACUCCAUAUAGCUACGCUGCAAUGAGGAACAACCAUACGUAUAACUCAUUGGUGGCUCGUAAACUUGCAGACAAAACAAACAAACAAGUCUCACUAAACAUUGAGGGCGAGAUUGUUGUUGACCAGUUGGGACUCAGCAGGAGAUUAAGUACAGAGAUGAACAAGUCUUCAUGCGCCUCGUGCGCAACUGUGGAUUUAAAGUAUAGGAGGAGAGCCUCAGGCUCGCACCGUUUGUUCCCAACUCCUAUCAUUCACUCAAUGCUUGCGGUUGCGACUGUAUGCGUUUGCGUCUGCGUUUUCAUGCAUGCUUUCCCAAUCGUCCGACAAGGAUCUCACUUCAGCUGGGGAGGUUUGGAUUAUGGCUCCAUCUAGGCAAGAAAAAAAAAAAGAACAAGAAUGUAAGAUUAUAUACUUGUUAUUAUUCUUUUGGCUUCACAACUGAAAAGACAGAUACUUUACUGCGGAGAGCUCAUGAGGGUUGGCUGUGCGUCUGCGACAAAAGACCAAAGUGCUCUGAUCAAAACAGAGGGAGAGUUUCAUCGUCGGCGUCGAGAGUUCUUUGUUUUUUCUGGUUCAGUUAUAUACUUCGGUAUGGCUAAUUUUAUUGUGUAUUUCUGUGUAUUUCCUACUUAUUAUUAUGACUAAUAUAAUAUUAUGCUGCUUCACAUACAGAGCACUGAGCAGUUUACUAUUUUGCAUUUUUUUGUUCUUUGUAAAUUUGUACUUUGUACAAGAGAGUCUCAUGUUAUUGUAACUUUAGUUUUUGUUUUCAGUUAUGUUUUUAUUUCAAAGGAUGUAUUUGUUCGUUUUCA